ACUGAUCAAGCAGGAAAUAAUCAGAAAUACUUUUGUCCAGAAUGAACCGUCCAACUGAAGCAGAAAGAUGAAGAACAUGAAAAGAAUCAUCAGUUUUAUGCUUUAUGGUCUGUUUUUGUGCUGCUCGGUUUUCUCUAAUGGUGAUACACAGGUCUCCUGUCAGGUCAACAAGACGUGUAUCUUACCCUGCAGUUUCACAGCUCAUGAUGACGUGGUCAUCCACUGGAUUGAAAAGACUCCACCAGAGUCCCGGGUUCACUCCUACUAUCGCAAACAAGACCGACUGGGAGAGCAGGCCCAGAGGUUCAGAGGAAGAACAUCUCUGUUUGAGGACCAGAUCUCCAGAGGAAACGCUUCCCUGCUGCUGAGAGGAGUGAGGGUUCAGGACCAGGGCAGAUAUCUGUGUGACGUCAGCACCGUCACUGGAAACAAGGAGAACUUCAUCCACCUGAAUGUGAACGCUCCAGUCCAGCACGUCAACAUUGAACAGGUAGAAGAUAAAAUCACCUGCAGCUCAGAGGGGAUCUAUCCUGAACCUGGACUCAUCUGGACCACCAGUCCUCCAUCCAGCGUGAACCUGCAGAAUCCACCAACAGUCCAGGAGACUGACCAGCAGCUUUACAGCAUCAGCAGCUCUCUGGUACCUUCAGACGGAGAUCCUGACCUGGACUACAUCUGCACCGUCAGCACUCCAGCAAACAGCAGGAGAUCCACUUUGCUUCGACCAGCUGUUAUAAGUGGAUCAAACACUCAAAGAAAAAUCUCCUGCUCAACCGCCAAUUAUCCAAUAAGGUAUCUCAUCUGGACAUUUAACCAUAAAGAGAUCAUCCUGACACAGAGGGGACAUAAAGGGUUCUACACACCUUCAGAGAGGUGGGAGCAGCACGUGAUGACGGUAUCAGAGACAGGAAGUCUCACUCUGAAGGAUUUAACUUCAGAUCAGACAGGAACAUACAAAUGUGAACUCAGGGAUGAAGAGGAAACAUACGUGAAAUACACCUUUCUUCACAUACCAAAAGACCAGACCAGAGUUAUUGUAGGAGUGGUGGUGGUUGUGCUGCUGCUGGUGCUGGUUUCUGGAGUCGUUGGUUACAAAUACAGGAAAAGGGUGCAGGAAUACAGGAAAAGGAGGAAAGAAAGGAAGAAGAGGAAAAAAAAAGAAGGAGAAGGGGUUCAACAGAGACUAAUCUCAACUAUGGACCGCAGUGAAGAUCGCAGUCAGCCUCAAACACGUGGCGAUGUGACGUCUGAGGGCCAGGAUGACUCCGGGAGUGACAGCUAUAAUGUAAAAAGUUGGUUGAAGGACACUUUGGAGGAUUUGGACUUCAGUGGGCUGAAGGAAUUCCAGCGGUACCUGAUGAAUGCUGAUGAAUCAAAGGAUGGUUUCAAACCGAUCCCAGUGUGUGAUCUGGAAAAGGCGGACGGAUUGGGCACAGUAAAUCUGAUGAUGCAGAUAUUCUCCUCAAAGACCAGAGAAGUGGCCGAGACGAUUUUAAAGAAGAUGAAAAGAGAUAAAGUUUGUAAAAAGUUGAGGUCUAAGCUGAAGGAGAAGCACCAGCAUGUGUUUGAGGGGAUUAUUAAAGCAGGAAACCCAACCCUUCUGGACCAGAUCUACACAGAGCUCUACAUCACAGAGGGAGGGACUGGAGAGGUCAACGAAGAACAUGAAGUCAGACAGAUUGAAGCAGCUUCCAGGAAACCAGACGGAGCAGAAACAACCAUCAGACAGGAAGACAUCUUUAAACCCCCACCUGGAAGAGGAGGACCAAUCAGAACGGUGAUGACGAAGGGAGUGGCCGGCAUCGGGAAAACAGUCCUAACACAGAAGUUCAGUCUGGACUGGGCUGAAGGCAGAACCAACCAGGACAUCCAGUUCCUGCUUCCAUUCACCUUCAGAGAGCUGAAUGUGCUGAAAGACAGAAAGUUCAGCUUGGUGGAACUUGUUCAUCAAUUCUUCUCUGAAACCAGUGAAAUCUGCAGCUUUGAAGAGUUCCAGGUCGUGUUCAUCUUUGACGGUCUGGAUGAGAGUCGACUUCCUCUGGACUUCCACAACUCUACAAUUGUCAGUGACCCCAGAAGCUCCACCUCAGUGGACGUGCUGCUGACAAACCUCAUCAGGGGGAACCUGCUUCCUUCUGCUCGUCUCUGGAUCACCACACGACCCGCAGCAGCCAAUCAGAUCCCUCCUUACUGUGUUUCCAUGGUGACAGAAGUCAGAGGGUUCACUGACCCACAGAAGGAGGAAUACUUCAGGAAGAGGAUCAGAGAUGAGGAGCAGACCAGCAGGAUCAUCUCCCACAUCAAGACAUCACGGAGCCUCCACAUCAUGUGCCACAUCCCAGUCUUCUGCUGGAUCACUGCUACGGUCCUGGAGACCAGAGAGGGAAGGGGGCUGCCCAAGACCCUGACUGAGAUGUACAUCCACUUCCUGGUGGUCCAGGCCAAACUGAAGAAGGUCAAGUAUGACGGAAGAGCUGAGACGGAUCCACACUGGAGUCCAGAGAGCAGGAAGAUGGUGGAGUCUCUGGGAAAACUGGCUUUUGAGCAGCUGCAGAAAGGAAACCUGAUCUUCUAUGAACCAGACCUGAGAGAGUGUGGCAUCGAUGUCAGAGAGGCUUCAGUGUACUCAGGAGUGUUCACCCAGAUCUUUAGAGAGGAGAGCAGCCUGUACCAGGACCAGGUCUUCUGCUUCAUCCAUCUGAGUGUCCAGGAGUUUCUGGCUGCUCUUCAUGUCCAUCAGACCUUCAUCAAGUCUGGAGUCAACCUGCUGGAGGAACAGAGAAACACCUCCAGGUCGUUUAAAACAAGAGCAGAGACUGACCUCUAUCAGAGUGCUGUGGACAAGGCCUUACAGAGUCCAAACGGACACCUGGACUUGUUCCUCCGUUUCCUCCUGGGUCUUUCAUUGGAGACCAAUCAGAACCUCCUACGAGGUCUGUUGGAACCAAAACAAAGAAGUUCGCGGGACAAUCAGAAAACAGUUAAAUACAUCAAGGAGAAGAUUUAUGAGGAUCUGUUUGCAGAGAGAAGCAUCAACCUGUCCCACUGUCUGAAUGAACUGAACCAUCGGUCUCUGGUGAAGGAUGUCCAACGGUCCCUGAGGUCUGGACAUCUCUCCAGAACUAAACUGUCUCCUGCUCAGUGUUCGGCUCUGGUCUUCAUCUUACUGUCAUCAGAAGAUCUGGAGGUGUUUGACCUGAAGAAAUACUCAGCUUCAGAGAAGGUUCUACGGAGGCUGCUGCCGGUGGUCAAAGCCUCCAAGAAAGCUGUGUUGAGUGGUUGUAACCUCUCAGGGAACAUCUGUCCAGUUCUGUCCUCAGUUCUCAGCUCUCAGUCCUCCAGUCUGACAGAACUGGACCUGAGUAAGAACGACCUGCAGGAUUCAGGACUGGAGCAGCUGUGUCCUGGACUGGAGAGUCCACACUGUAAACUGGAGUCUCUCAGGUUGAGGAGCUGCAGUCUGUCAGGGAUCAGCUGUUCUUCUCUGGGCCCAGCUCUGAAGUCCAACCCCUCCCAUCUGAAACAUCUGGACCUGAGUGAGAACGAGAACCUGGAGGAUUCAGGAGUGAAACAUCUGAGUGGAUUUCUGGAGAGUCCAGACUGCAGACUGGAGACUCUGAGAUUGCAGCACUGCAGGUUGUCAGGGAUCAGCUGUUCUUCUCUGGUCUCAGCUCUGAAGUCCAACCCCUCCCACCUGAAACAUCUGGACCUGAGUGGGAACAACCUGCAGGCUGCAGAUGUGGAGCAGCUUUAUGAUCUGGUGAAGAGUCCAGACUACCAGCUGCAGACUCUCAGUUGGAGAUGAUGAGAGUGUCCAGGACGGACGAAUCGUGUCCUGAUCGUCCCCAGAGUUGAAGCAGCACCAGUUUGUGUGGGCAGACUCUGAUUGGACCAUGAUGAUGAUGAAGAUGAAGAUGAAAAUGGACAUAGUUUCAGCUCAGUUUGUUUCUGUCUUCCAGCGUUUUACAAACUUCUCAAAUAUAUUCAUAUGUAGCGAUGCACCGAAAUUAAAAUUUGUGGCCGAAACUGAAAAUAAUAAUAAACACUUGGCCGAAUACCGAAUAAUACUGAACAAUGGUUCUUUCACAGAUUUUAAUUUAUUUUGGCAAUUUUUUCACCAUUGCAUAAAUAAAAUAAAUGUGCAGUUAAAUACCCGCCAGUCACAAUUUGUCUUACUGUACUUAUUGUAUUUUUUCUCAUAAUCCUUUUUCAUUUUCUCCCAUUCAAAUCCAAUUAAUUGGGUCGCGGCUUUCCCAACUCCAACUCAGCCUGGAUCAUUUCUCGCGUUCUCUGCUUUUUCCCACAUCCAAGUAGUGAUCUGACAUGCUGACAUGUUCAUUGCAUUUAACACUGCCCCCCUCUCACUCCACGCUGUUCGCUGUUUGAUUGCGUUAUCUAAACACGCCGUUAUUAUUGUUCGUUUUUUUCCCCACUUAUUCCACCGAACACCGAAAGUGUUUUUUUGCCAUUUUCGGCCGAACAAUUUAGGGUUACUGAACAUUCGGUGCAUCACUAUUCAUGUAUUUCAGUGGCAGCCGGUGUAGUUUUCUCCAGGGGGCUGUACCAAACUCCAAGAUAGACAUAUACCAAAAAGUAGGAAAAUGAUGUACUAAAGUAUCACUUCUGUAUUUGAAUAGAUGAAAUCAACAUUAUCAUGACAAUCAGGGUUUUAUUUUUUUGUACAUAUAUUUUGUAACAAAUGCAUCAAUUUAAUAGAAUACAGAGAUAUAAAUCAGCUUUACAGUAUAUUAGAGCCAUAUAUGAACAAAGUGAUUAUAUAAUUUAGAUUUUGUAACAUUUGAUUUUACUGUAUGUUGAGUAAUAUGCCGUUUUUAAUAUCAGUCCGCAAGGUUCUUGCUUAAUAUUACUAAUGACUGCAUCUUUCUCAUUGGUUACGUAUGAAUCACAUGAUGUUCGUGUAUUUUGUUUUGUGAAGCUAUGGAAUCGAGGGAGCACACUAGUUUUGACCGUGAUUGCAUGAUAAUAUUAUUUUGUCGUAUAAUCGCACAGUUUUUGUUUUUUGUAAUUCAAAGAAAGGUUUUUCAAUAAACUUUUGAAAUAAGAA
Cololabis saira (Pacific saury) is the source of this 5065-nucleotide messenger RNA. Its product is annotated as NLR family CARD domain-containing protein 3-like. The coding region runs from base 68 to 3805 and encodes 1245 amino acids. NCBI's taxonomy places the organism in Eukaryota, Metazoa, Chordata, Actinopteri, Beloniformes, Belonidae. The record is from RefSeq and is a predicted model, not a curated record. The transcript is spliced from 13 exons. Gene Ontology annotation, molecular function: protein binding.